Messenger RNA from Scutellospora calospora, 563 nucleotides. The record is from the annotation of a GenBank genome assembly. NCBI's taxonomy places the organism in Eukaryota, Fungi, Glomeromycota, Glomeromycetes, Diversisporales, Gigasporaceae.
GUGGUGGUGAUUUGGCUCUAAUACAGUCAUUUAUUAAUUCUAUUGGAGAGUCAUUAUUUGCUUUAAAAAAUGUAAAUAGUUUAUAUAUAACAAGUGAUGUUCAACAAACUUUUGAAAAUAAGUUACCUGGACCGUUUCCGUUACCAUUAGUUAGUUAUUUAUAUUGUUUUGUCUUUACGGAAUUUAGACAAACAUUAUUGAAACUCCAAGAAAGGUAUAGUGGUAUAUUUGAAUUGUAUGUUGGAGUUAAUCGAAAAAUUAUAGUAGGAGAUCCUGGAUUAUUGGAUGUAAUCUAUGACAAGAGUUCAGAUUCUAUUUUUCAAAAAUGUAUUAUACCUGGGGCAGUUUCAUUAGGAAUGGAGGAUAUAGGAAUAAAUUUAAAAAAUUAUAUGACUAGUAUAAAUGAUGUGAUUGAAGAGAUGUUUGAUGAAAAUGAUCAGAGAAAAAAUUUUGAAUUAGAUUUGAAUAUUUGGAUACUUGAAAUAUUUGCAAAAGAUGAUGUUGACAUAGUCACAUUACAGUUUCCAACAGCACUUGAUACACAAGAUAUGAGAGUAUUCUAG